CUUUGCCAAACACGUGCAGGCUACAAACAUAGCUAACGUGCUAGGAUUCUUAGCAUGUGACAUUCGUAUGGGACUGAUACGUUAUUCUUAUAAAACUGUUGGAUAUUUUGCACAUGUAUAAUAUGUAUAACACUUAUUCAACCGGAUUGUUGAUGAAGUAAACGCUAAAGUAAAUAAUCAGCAGUAUUGAGUAGCCAGGGCUAGCUAUAGCUUAAUAACUAACCGUGAGCACCGACUGUUAUUGACUUCUUCUUCAUCAUGGGUGACCGUGAGGAAGAGGAUGAUGAUGUGCCUCAGCUGUCGGCUGCUGCUCUGGCGGCUCUACAGGAGUUUUACGAGGAGAAUGAAGCAGGAACCACAGCACUGAGCCACAGCUACACUGUAGGGGCCAUUCAGGAGGACUGGCGGAUGAGCCAGUUCUGGUACAGUGAAGAGACCGCUACAAGGUUGGCUGAGGAAGCUGUACAGCAAGCAGGAAAACAGGGCAGGAUAGCAUGCAUCAGUGCACCAAGCAUCUACCAGAAGCUGAAGCAGCUUGAAUCCCAGAAAAUAGAUGGGUCACAUCGUGUGUCCGCUGUGUUGCUCGAGUUUGACCGCCGAUUUACUGUGUAUGGUGAUGAGUUCAUCUUCUAUGACUACAACAACCCACUGUGUUUGCCUGAAGAUGUCCUCCCUCAGAGUUUUGACAUCGUCGUUGCAGACCCUCCGUACCUAUCUGAGGAGUGUCUGAACAAGGUGGCACUCACAGUAAAAUAUCUCAGCAAGAGUAAAAUCCUUCUGUGCACAGGGGCUAUUAUGGAAGAGCAUGCUGGAAAACUUCUGGAUGUGAAGACAUGCAGUUAUCUACCCAAACAUAAUCACAACCUCGCCAAUGAGUUCAGGUGUUACGUUAACUAUGAGUCAACUCUACUCUAGGUUCAGAGUGAGACCUUAAAGUAAGGAUUUGGACUAUGGACUGUUGAGAUUUCAGACAAUUUAUUUAAUCCAAAUUUAUUAUGUGAUUAUUUUGUAUACCUCUUUUUUUUUUAAUUAUGAUUAGCAUGAAUUUUACAUAUUAUAAACAAUAGCAUUUGUGAUGCUUACUAUAGAAAAUAAAGCAUUGCUGAAAAACUGU
Messenger RNA from Tachysurus fulvidraco (yellow catfish), 1114 nucleotides. RefSeq names its product EEF1A lysine methyltransferase 1 (gene eef1akmt1). Lineage: Eukaryota; Metazoa; Chordata; Actinopteri; Siluriformes; Bagridae. Gene Ontology annotation, molecular function: protein-lysine N-methyltransferase activity; nucleic acid binding. The record is from RefSeq and is a predicted model, not a curated record. The transcript has 4 exons. Gene Ontology annotation, biological process: methylation. Bases 259 to 915 code for a protein of 218 amino acids.